UAUUCAUUUUAGUUUCAGUUUUGUUCUGUCGCGUAGCAGUUCAUUUUGCUAACGGUUAAACUAAUAAGGGAAAAAUAAAAUUAGAAGCCUUGACGCUACUACGACUCAACAUGAAUAGUAACAUGGGAUUUGUGGAGCGUAUGCGCUGGCGGCUGAAUACCAUCGAGCAUAAAAUACAACAAUAUCGCCAGACGACCAACGAGACGGUCAUCGCCGAUACGGAAUACGGCAAAGUGCGGGGUGUUAAGCGGUUGUCCACUUACGAUGUGCCCUACUUUAGCUUCGAGGGCAUACCCUAUGCCCAGCCACCCAUUGGAGAGCUACGUUUCAGAGCGCCGCAAAGGCCGACGCCAUGGGAGGGUAUCCGAGAUUGCAGUCAGCCCAAAGAGAAGGCGGUGCAGGUGCAGUUUAUGUACGACAAGGUGGAUGGUGCCGAGGAUUGCCUCUACUUAAAUGUCUACACCAACAAUCUAAAUUCUGCCAAGCCACGCCCGGUCAUGAUCUGGAUUCAUGGCGGAGGAUUUCUUACAGGCGAAGCUACUCGUGAGUGGUACGGUCCUGAUUAUUUGAUUAAAGAGGACGUAGUGCUGGUGACCAUUCAAUAUCGCUUGGGUGCUUUGGGAUUCCUCAGCUUGAAGACACCUGGAUUGAAUGUGCCCGGCAAUGCGGGUCUUAAGGAUCAGGUGUUGGCACUCAAGUGGAUCAAGAAUAACUGUGCCAGCUUUGGCGGAGAUUCCGACUGUAUUACCGUCUUUGGCGAAAGUGCUGGCAGUGCCUCGGUGCACUAUAUGAUGCUGACGGAUCAGACACAGGGUCUCUUCCAUCGCGCCAUCUUACAGUCAGGGAGCGCGAUCGCUCCUUGGGCCUACAAUGGUGACAUUACUCAUCGGGCUUACACAAUUGCAAAACUUGCGGGAUACAAGGGUGACAAUAAUGACAAGGAUGUUUUACAGUUCUUGAAAAAUGCUAAGGCUGGAGAUUUAAUACGUGUUGAGGGAAAUGUUCUGACCCAACAAGAACGCGCCAAUAACGUUAUGUUGGCCUUCGCACCCUGCUUGGAACCUUUUGCCACGCCCGAAUGUGUGGUGCCCAAGCACCCAAUCGAUAUGAUGAAAACCGCAUGGAGCAACUCUAUUCCCAUGAUGAUUGGCAACACUUCUUAUGAGGGUUUGUUCUUUAUGCCAGUGAUUAAACAAAUACCACAGAUGACAAUGCAAUUGGAUGCCGGCGCUCCAUUUGUUCCAAAAGAGCUGGCGGAAGUCAGCCAAGAGAAGAUGGGAGAAUGGGCUGAAAAGAUUAGGAAAGCGCAUGUUACAAGUGAAAAGGCUACGCCGGAUAACUACAUGGAUCUAUUAUCGAUGUACCAUUUCAUUUUUCCGGCUUUGCGAGUGGUACGUUCCCGUCAUGCUCAUGGAGCUGGUUCACCCGUCUAUUUUUAUCGCUAUGAUUUCGACUCGGAAGAGCUAAUAUUUCCUUAUCGCCUUUUGCGGUUUGGGCGUGGAGUAAAGGGUGUAAGUCAUGCCGAUGAUUUGACAUAUCUGUUCAGCAGUUUGUUGGCUCGUCGCUUACCCAAGAAGAGUCGUGUGUAUCGCAAUAUUGAGCGCACUGUGGGUAUCUGGACACAGUUUGCGACCACCGGUAAUCCCAACAGCUCUAAAAUUAAUGGUAUGGAUAUGAUCACUUGGGAUCCUGUGCGAAAAACCGAUGAUACAAUCAAGUGCUUAAAUAUCAGCGAUGAUUUGAAAUUUGUAGAUUUGCCAGAAUGGCCUAAGGUUAAAGUAUGGGAAAGUAUGUUUGAUGUUUGA
Molecule: messenger RNA, 1805 nt
Organism: Drosophila sulfurigaster albostrigata
Lineage: Eukaryota; Metazoa; Arthropoda; Insecta; Diptera; Drosophilidae
Product: esterase B1-like
Exons: 6
Coding region: 111-1805 (564 amino acids)
Source: RefSeq, a predicted model, not a curated record